AUGCAAGCCAAGAAGCGCUACGUGCUAGUGUUGGCAGCAGCCUGUGCCAUGCUGCUUGCGUACAUCUGCACACUGCAAACAGCUGAAACAGAGUUUCAAACCCAUAGAAAUGAGCUGCAUUUUCAGACUCCUCCACUGCACAUUGAGCACUCUUACCUGGACUGGGAGGAGCCGGAAGAGGAUGGGCCGCUGGUACUGCUGCACCGGGAGAUCCAAAACAACAUGUACAAGAGCCGACGCUGUCGCAUGGAAACAUGCUUCGACUUUGGCCGGUGCCAAGGUGCCUUCCGUGUUUACAUGUACCCGUUAAGGACAGAUGCAAGUCCAGGUAUCUCUGAGAACUACAGAAAAGUUCUGGCAGCCUUUGAGGACUCGCGCUACUUCACGAGCGACCCGAGUGAGGCAUGUCUGUUUGUGGUCAGCGUAGACACAUUGGAUCGGGACCGGCUUUCCCCACAGUAUGUCCAGGAUGUUCGGACUCAGAUCCAGAACCUGCCACUGUGGAAUGAUGGCAGGAACCACCUCAUCUUUAAUCUGUACUCUGGAUCAUGGCCAGAUUAUGCUGAAGAUUUGGGUUUUGAUAUAGGCCAGGCCAUGUUGGCCAAGGCCAGCGUCGAUGUGCAGAACUUCAGGCCAUAUUUUGAUGUAUCCAUCCCUCUAUUUUCCAAAGACCACUCUCAGAAAGGUGGGGGAAAGGGUUACUUGACAUCGAACAAUGUGCCACCUGCACGGAAAUACCAUCUUGUGUUCAAAGGGAAGAGGUAUCUUACAGGAAUUGGCUCAGAAACUAGGAAUGCUUUGUACCAUAUUCAUAAUGGGGAAGAUAUGAUUUUGCUGACUACCUGCAAACAUGGAAAGGACUGGGAGAAGCAUAAGGAUGCCAGGUGUGAUCAGGACAAUGAAGAAUACUCAAAAUUUGAUUACCAGGAGCUGCUACACAACUCCACGUUCUGCCUGGUACCUCGCGGCCGACGACUCGGCUCCUUCCGUUUUCUUGAAGCCCUGCAGGCGGCAUGUAUCCCUGUAUUACUGAGUAAUGGAUGGGAACUCCCUUUCUCUGAGGUCAUCGACUGGAGUAAAGCUGUCAUUAUUGGAGAUGAGAGAUUACUACUACAGAUUCCCUCCAUCACCAGGUCUAUCGAUGCAGAGCGGAUUUUGGCUCUGAGACAGCAGACCCAGUUCCUGUGGGACUCCUAUUUCUCCUCGGUGGAUAAAAUAGUCUUAACCACGUUAGAGAUUAUCCAAGACAGGAUAUACACACAUACAUCCAGAAGCAGGCUGAUGUGGAACUCUUUACCUGGUGGAUUAUUCACACUCCCUCAGUUCUCUUCUGAUCUCUCCCUAUUCCCCUUCUACUACCGAUUAAUGGGUAAGACCCCGCAGCAGGAGUUUACAGCUGUAAUUCAGGUGGUCACACCUCUUCAGUCUCCACAGCAGCCUGUCCUUAAACUCAUCAUCGCAGUUGCCAAGUCCAAGUUUUGUACACAGAUCAUCGUGUUGUGGAACUGUGACAAACCUUCACCUGCCAGAAACAAAUGGCCGUCUAUUACCGUCCCUCUCAUCGUUAUCGAGGAGGAGAGCAAGACGAUGAGCGGCCGUUUUUACCCUCACGAUGUCAUUAAGACUGACGCUGUGCUCAGCCUGGAUGAGGACUCCGUACUGUCCACCAAUGAGGUGGAUUUUGCCUUCAUCGUGUGGCACAGUUUUCCAGAGCGGAUAGUGGGAUACCCAGCACGCAGCCAUUACUGGGAUGCAGCCAAAGGGAGGUGGGGCUACACGUCUAAAUGGACCAAUGAGUACUCAAUGGUGCUGACGGGUGCCGCCUUCUACCACAGGUACUAUAAUUUCCUGUACACUCACUACCUACCCAGCCGACUCCUCUCCGUGGUGGACCAGCUGGCCAACUGUGAGGACAUUCUCAUGAACCUCCUCGUCUCAACGGUGACCAAGCUCCCUCCAAUCAAAGUCACGCAGAAGAAACAGUACAAGGAGACGAUGAUGCAACAGGGUUCAAAGUCGUCGCGGUGGGCCGACCCGGACCAUUUUGCUCAGCGGCAGUCCUGCAUGAACUCCUUUGCCGCGUGGUUCGGCUUCAUGCCACUUGUUCACUCUCAGCUCCGUCUGGACCCGGUUCUGUUCAAAGACCAGGUUUCCAUCCUACGUAAGAAAUACAGGGACAUCGAGAGGCUGUAGGGCUGACCCGGAGUCCCUCGGACCAACUCGAACAUCGUCUAGAAACUUUUUAUCGAGAGAUGUGCUGAUCUCAGAAACCUUAUGUCUGCAAAGUAAUUUAAUAAAAUAAUAUAUGCAACCCUGGAUCUUUUAUUGUUCGGUGACUCUGGUCGGAGUCACUGUGGGUAUUUGAGAAUCUAGCAAUGCUGCUGUUGUUGUUGUCGUUAAUAUUGUCAUUUGCAGAGACUGCAGCCUCUCCAGAAGAAAAGAAAAGUCUGAAGUUUAGGCCCCAGGGAGGAAGCCAAACUUGCCGAUGCCUGUAAUAUGUACUUUCAGUUCUUUCAUUUUUUGUACUUUUUUUUUUUAUAAAAAAGACGUCUGAAGCUAAAUAAAAUCUCUG
Trichomycterus rosablanca is the source of this 2572-nucleotide messenger RNA. RefSeq names its product exostosin-1. Gene Ontology annotation, cellular component: membrane. The coding region runs from base 1 to 2193 and encodes 730 amino acids. NCBI's taxonomy places the organism in Eukaryota, Metazoa, Chordata, Actinopteri, Siluriformes, Trichomycteridae. The transcript is spliced from 11 exons. The record is from RefSeq and is a predicted model, not a curated record. Gene Ontology annotation, molecular function: glycosyltransferase activity.